AUGGUGGACGAAAUAGCCGCGUUCGAUAAUGCCACCGAUACGUACGGAACAAACGUUUGCAUAUUUACUACCACCAACUCAUCGCUCCCGGCAAUUUGUCCCCAACUGCUUCCCACCUUGCUGUCAAAGUAUCCAACGAUAUUUUUGAACAUGAACGACUACGUCAGCGUUGAAUCAGCGAAACUGGCGAGUUUGGUACUGCUGGAUCUAACGGCCUACCCUAACGAGUUUCCUUUCAGGUUCAUACAGAAGCGCUUAAACCAGCAUCCGUGCUAUAGGAAAUCGGCCAAAUUUAUCAUCCUCAUGGGUGGCACCAGCUUCCAGCGGAAGGAAACGGCGAUAGAGUAUUUGAAGAAGUUCUCGAUCCUGAACUAUAUACUCGUACCGGUGGCUAAUUUAUCGAGCCCAUUGACGGUAUAUACUAAGCAUCAGUUCACCGGACAGGAUUACUACUUUCGCUCAAACAAUCGACCCGUGCAGCAAUUUUUCCCCGACAAAUUGCGCAACCUUAAUGGCUACAAGUUCAGGAUGUUUGGACUCAACGUUUAUCCUUACAUGACAUUUGAAAAGGGGUUUGUUACCGGUUUGGUGCCUAAUUUUCUAAAGAUUGUAAUCCGAGAGCGUUGCAAUGGGACGACUUACUAUUCGGAGAACGUUACCCUACGUCGCGCAAUGGACGGGCAUUUCAACAUUGAAGAUGAACGAUACAGCUAUCAACAAACGUUCUACUUCCGGGAAGAGACCGGCAUUUACAUCGUUUGCCCAGUUCGGACCGUGCGAGAUUUUCUGCGCCAUCUGCUUAAACCGUUCUCGCUUGGGAUUUGGCUUGUUCUUGGGAGCUUGUUCGUGUUCUGCCGUGUCGUACAGAUUCUUUUUCCGAACCUCUACCGGUACGACUUGAUCGCGCUCACAUUUUUCGGUGGUGGCGGUAUCGAGUAUCAGCAACCGUUUGCGUUUCGUGUUAUUACACUAACACUGGCGGUUCUGAUAUUCUUCCUGUCGGAAGCAUACAAUACCAAAAUUAUCUCGCUAAUGUCGUUGGCAAAAUAUUACGAGCAGCCACAAACGCUCGAGGAGCUACAUAAUUCGGACUUUCGCAUACUAUCGACCCGCGCUGGCGCUGAUUUUUUCGGUGAUAUAUCGGAAAAUUUUCUGUCCUAUCCUGCAACAUUACGCGCGGAACGACGGUAUGGGCACCGAGUGCUUGAACAUUAUUGCUCGAUGAUGCACUUGGGAAACGCGUGGUUAGUCAUCUCACAGCCGUUGAAUGAUUUUGCAGGUUCUCUGUACAUCGUAGAACAACCACUGUUUACAGACAAAAGUCUUAUCCAACUUACGCAGCACACACCGUUUUUUGACCUGUUUGAAAAAAUAUUUGGCAUGCUGAAUGACAGCGGAGUGUGGACAUACAUGUUACAGCGAUCCAAGGAUAUGUUGUAUAGAAGUCUCGAGGAAGUCCAGUUUCAGGAGGUGGUUUUCUACUUCAACGAUUUAUACUGUGUGUGGAUACUGAUCAUUGUUGGGUGGUUGAUCAGUACCGCAUGUUUUGUGGGAGAGAUCUUAACGGAAGUGUACAAGCAACGCAAACUGAGACGUGCGGCCAGAUUCUUUAAUGUUGCAAAAAAAUAUCGCUUAGUUAUGUCUUGGUUUAAUCCACGCUGAAAGAGUAGAUGCAAACGUUCUGCAAAAGUAAAUGCAAAUAGAAGUUCUGUUGCAAAUCACACUGGCUUUAUUCCGUUCUCUCUCUCUCUUCUUGGCUUUAACGACCUUACAGGGCACACCGGCCAUUUCUGGCUUACUAGACUUAUUUUACCACGAAGCCGGAUAGUCAGUCCUUGCUACGGGGGGACGGUCCGGAUGGGAUUUGAAUCCGGUCCGGCCGUGUGGACUUCCGCCGUUUAUCACAUGCACCACCGGGACGCCCCCUUUAUUCCGUUAUCAAGCACAAAUUGUGAAAAAAAUUGUUCGAUUUGUAACCUUAAAUAAUUCGAAUUUUUAGUCUAUUAGACUUUAUACAUGUCAUAACUGUUACUAAUUCUUUAAUACACACUAUUGAACAUUAAUGGUAGAGUAAUAUUUUUUACUAAGCAAUUUCUUUACCAUUUUACAUACUAUAAAGUUGAAAAACUGCAUUUAUUAAACUGAUAUUAAAUUUUUAAAAUUUUCUGAUAAGCGUGAAAAGGGAAAUCUGAUCGUUAAAGAUAAAAUUCAAUUUAUUAAUAAUUUGAUGUAUAACUUCGUGAAGGAUAAUCAGAAUCACUUCUGACAUCAUAGUGUUAAUAAUUUAGAAAACGGAAUAAAAAAUUGAUGUCAAUUUCAUACAUUACUAUUUUCCAGUAUCGAAAGCAGCAGUGUAAAAUAAGAAUUGUUUCAGUUUGCUGUUGGCUUCAUUCGUUUCAUGAACAUUAAUUUAUUUGUCAAGCGUUGUACAAUACAAUGGUUACAAAGCCAACACUGUUACUAUUCUGUUGGGUGUGUUUUACAGCAUUCAACAUG
Molecule: messenger RNA, 2496 nt
Organism: Anopheles funestus (African malaria mosquito)
Lineage: Eukaryota; Metazoa; Arthropoda; Insecta; Diptera; Culicidae
Exons: 2
Coding region: 1-1662 (553 amino acids)
Source: RefSeq, a predicted model, not a curated record